UGUUUAUGUUUACAUGAGUGUGAAUGCAGCUGACAGUUGUCAAUUUUCAAAUUUUUAAACAAAUAAAUAAAAUUUGAAAAGAGCCGGAUAAUUGAUAAAUAAUUAAAAAAAUUAUUGUUACUGUAAAAUGCCGCCAAAAGCAGCUAAAGAGACUGUGGUGUUUGUAACCAAUGUUGGUGUCUGUGUUGAUGGUAAAGUUGACAAAGAAUUUAUAGAAAAUGCUAAAAUUGCAAUGCAGCGUGUCAUUGAAAAAAAGAUUUUUAUAAGACCUAAAGAUGAAGUUGGAGUAAUACUGAUGGGUGUUGAAGAUGGUACCAAUCCUUUGGAAUUGUGUCACAUUGAUAAUUAUGUUGAUAUUCAAAUACCAUCAUUUGAUGUAAUUACAAAGGUACGUGAUAUUGAGCCAACGGAAAUGGUUUUUAAAAAUUGGAUUUCUGGAUUACAAGCUGCUCUUGAUUUAAUAUCACGUCAAGUUGAAAAUUUAUGCCGUAUUACAAUCAUUUUACUAACUGAUUGUUAUCCAACGAAUCCAUUUCGUGAAUCUACUAAAGAUGAUUUGAUUAAAAAUAUUACUGAUAAAGAAAUUAAUUUCUUGUGGAUAGGAAGCAAAGAUUUAAAUGAAGAAAAUGAAGAAAAAUUAAAUCACAGUGAGCGUAUGCUGAUGGAUUUGACUAAAAAAGUUGAAGGAGAAUAUAUGUCUUUUUCCUUUGUAUUACCAAAGCUAGAAUUUUAUGGCGCACAUAAAACAUCACCGGCUGCUUGGAAAUCUAAUUUAGAGAUUGGAGAUUUAAAAAUUCCUGUUGCGGUAUAUCUUAUAAUUAGUGAAGUUAAUUCUCUAGGCAAGUGGAACGAUGUCUCCGCUUCGGGUGAUCCUAAUCAUGGAGAAGAAUUGCAGCCAGUGUCGAAAAAACGCGCGUUAGCUGACCGCUAUCGAGAAGAAUACAAAAAUGAAGACACUGUAGAAGGUUACAUGUACGGAAGAAAAUUUAUUCCGUUUACUGAAGAAGAUUCAGCUGUUUUGAAGUUUCCGUCUGAAGAAAAGUCUUUCAAACUUUAUGGUUUCACUCCGGAAAAAUUUGUUAAGCUUGACCAUAGACAUGGAAAGAGAACUAAUAUCGUUCUACCUGUUCAAGGAGUAGAAGAAGAUUUUUUUUGUUUGGUAAAAGCAAUGGCUGAUUUAAAACGCGUUGCCCUUGUUCGCAAAGUUCAUAAUAAAAAUUCUAGUCCUUCAAUGCAUGUUUUGUAUCCGCAAAUUGGUAACGGUGAUAAACCAUGGUGUCUUUUAAUGCAUGAAAUAAUUUACGCAGAAGAACGUAUAAUAAUAACGCCACGUUCUUAUGAAAAUGUACUUAAGAAUGUUACAAAAGAGCAAUGGGACUCUGUAGACAAACUUAUCGAUUUAAUGAUGCUCGGUAAAUCCACUAUUCCAGAGGAUAAAAACAAGACAUAUGAGCCUGGUGAAGUUGAAUCUCCAGAUCUCCAGUACAUGUGGAAUGUUCUUUCUUUACGAGCAUUAAAUCCCGAUGCACCAUUACCAGAACCCAGUUUGUCAGUAUUGAAGCCAAUUUUACCGCCCGAGUGGAAUGAUCCAAGUAAAAUAGCAGACUGUAUUACUGAUAUCGCCAGUUCAUUCGAUUUGAACCAAGAACCAGAGCGGCUAGCUGAUGAACCUGUUGAUAUAAUCACCGCUACUCAGAAAACUCAACCGCCAACUUUUAAACCCACUGCUGAGCCUGGAGAUUUUCUUCCUCGACCAAUGGACGUUGACUUGGACGCUCUUUUCACUGACUAAGAGAUCGUUGGACGAAUAUAAUUUCGCAACCAUUACAAGUACAAUUGUUAAUAUUGUUAUUGUUUUUUUUUACUAAAGAAUGAUAUUUUUUAACAUGAUAUUUAAUAUUCAUGUAAGUAUCCAUAUUUUUGAAUAAAUAAUUAUUAUAAAUGAUAAUGAG
Molecule: messenger RNA, 1952 nt
Organism: Microplitis demolitor
Lineage: Eukaryota; Metazoa; Arthropoda; Insecta; Hymenoptera; Braconidae
Product: X-ray repair cross-complementing protein 5
Exons: 13
Coding region: 128-1792 (554 amino acids)
Biological process (GO): telomere maintenance; double-strand break repair via nonhomologous end joining; cellular response to X-ray
Cellular component (GO): Ku70:Ku80 complex
Molecular function (GO): double-stranded DNA binding; telomeric repeat DNA binding
Source: RefSeq, a predicted model, not a curated record